AUGGCCUCCGAGCAGGGUCCUGUUGUGACAGAAGCUUCGCUUCAACCGUCGCAACACGCGCCCGAAACAGCUGAAUUGCCCCAGCCAUCUAUUACCGAAGCGACGGAAUCGGACACGAUCGCCAACCCUCUUAAACGAGCUCGCGAUGAUAGCCCUCACUCCCCGACUCCGGUGUCUGACGAACCCUCAUACAAGGCGGCUCGCUUCGACAUACGGUCAACCUCUCCAAUCCAAUUAACCGCUGCCGCUGCCGCAUUGGAGGCUGAACGGCGCCGGAGAGAGGAAGACCUUGGACACGACCAUAAUAGCACUGGAGACGUGACCGCGCACUCCGUGCUGGAAAAGUUGAUUCAAAGCGCCGAGGCAUUGGGGCAGCCCGUGUCAUCUGAGCCUCCUGCUCCCCAAGUGACGGAAAGCCCGACGCCGAUGGAUAUCGACCCUAAGCUUGAGGAGGUUCAUGCGGCCCAACAACAACAACAGCAGCAGCAGCAGCAACAGCACGAUAUAAGGGCGCCGCCGACGUCUCUGUCAUAUCCCGGACCACAACACAUUCCCAGUCCCAUGCCGGCGCCACCAUCUAGGACGUUAAGUUAUCCGCUAACAGCUCCUUCGGAUCAGGGAUCUCCAACGUCGCCGGAAGCGGGAAGCAAGAGACACAAGUGCCCGUUCUGCGAUACAGUAUUUACUCGCCAUCACAACCUAAAGAGCCAUCUGUUGACGCAUAGUCAAGAGAAGCCGUACGAAUGCGACAAAUGUAAGAUGCGAUUUAGGCGGCUUCACGACUUGAAGCGCCACUCGAAGCUGCACACGGGCGAAAAGCCGCACAUAUGCCCCAAAUGCGACAGGAAGUUCGCUAGAGGAGACGCGCUCGCUAGGCAUAGUAAAGGUGCCGGUGGGUGUGCUGGGCGGCGAUCGAGCAUGGGAAGCUUUGCGGAAGACGAUCUCGCCAACUCGAGCAUGAUGGACGGCGACGAGUCCCAGCUCAACGCUGCGCUCUAUACCAAGUAUGCAACAGAGGCGGAGGAGGCGCGGAGACGGCAAAGCCUUCCAGUUCCCAAAGCAUCUUUAGGCUCGGGAGGCCAGGCUAGCCCCGAAGGCGGGCGCAGUUUCUCGAGCGGCCACUCGCGAAGCAACAGCGGUUUAUAUCCGCCCGCAACUGAACGUAGCAGUCAGCAGCAGCAACAACAGCAACCACAAGCGUAUACUCGACGCGACUCCGAUCGCCGGACGCCACCAGCGUCGUCGGCUGGUUUGGGUAAGGUCAACAGCACGCCUGAUGGUCGCUACGCGACGAGCCAAAACGGACAAGGGACGCCGCAGCCCGGGUCAGCACGGGCGAGCAAUGGAACACAGGCGAUCGACAACUCCAACAUGUUUGCGGGAGACGUUUACGGUCUCUGGACCUACAUACAGAAUCUCGAGGAACGAUUCUCGGAGAUGGAGAAGGCGGACCGCGACAAGCAAGCUCAAAUCACGGCACUUAGCACCGAGGUAGCGGCGCUGCGAAAGGAGCUUGAGGCGAGACCCGUCGCGGAGCUUGCUGUCACCAAACAAUAA
Parascedosporium putredinis is the source of this 1557-nucleotide messenger RNA. NCBI's taxonomy places the organism in Eukaryota, Fungi, Ascomycota, Sordariomycetes, Microascales, Microascaceae. The record is from the annotation of a GenBank genome assembly.